UCGUGUCGUGUCGCGGCGAGGGUCAGACCUUCAGCCGUGGAGCGGUGGUGGCGUUCGGUCAGCUGUGCGCAGUAGUGUCGUGUUGCUCUAAUUGCUUUGGUGAUCUGUGGUCGCUGUGACCACUUAUUCUGUUUGACUGACUGCGUUUGCUCAACGCUUGAACCAUGACAGGCCGCGGUCGCGGAGCCAAGAAGCCGCUGCAGCAGCAGCAGGCUCCAGCGGGUGCUGCUCCAAGAGCGGCAGCCCCUUCCUAUGCUCAGAUGGGCGGCGGGCCGACCUCGGCGCCACCACCUCAAGUUGUUCGGGCGCCAGCCUCCACUCCGGCCUGGGGUCCUGCCCCUGGGGCUUCGUCUAGAGCAACCCACCGCGCUCCCACCGCGCAACCAGGCGAAGUAGUGAAGCAGUUCCAGACUUUAAACAUUGGUGCUGGCGCCAGUGGCCCAGCCGCAGUCCCUCGCGGGGGGAAUGGGAACGGUGGCGCCUCUGCUCCCGUUGGCCGGGGCUCCAUGAGGGGCAACCGAGCUAUUGGUGAUGCCCCAUCAAGGCAACUUGUGACCCGCCCUGUCACAUUGCAGACGAAACAUGGCAAGAUCACUAACGGUCUGAAGCUGCUUGUAAAUUAUUUCAAAAUUCAAACUGUGCCGGACUGGGUGCUCCACCAGUACAGAGUGGACAUUGCCCCAGAGGAGGACCGGACUCAGGUUCGCAAGUUCCUCUUGAGGACUCACAGAGACAAGCUGGGAGGCCACCUAUUUGAUGGCACUGUCCUCUUCACGGGAAAUCGUCUUACAACCCAACCGGGUGAAUCUGUCACAUUGACCAGCAAAGAUGAGAGGUCUGGUGUGAUUUACACCCUAACCAUCAAGCAUGUGGGUCAGGUGGCCAAGGGAGACUAUGCCUACAUUCAGGUUUACAACCUGCUUAUGAGGUCUUGCCUGAGUGCUCUAGAGCUGCAGCUCUUAGGAAGGGACUUUUAUGAUCCCCAAGCUAGGGUGAUGAUCCCCGAUCACCAAUUAGAAUUGUGGCCGGGGUACAAAACCUCUAUUAGACAACAUGAGAAGGAUAUUCUGAUGUGUGUUGAGGUAACACACAAGGUCCUUCGGAUGAAGACAGCCAAUGAUGUCUUGAAUGAUUGCUAUCGGCAAAAUUCUAAUUACUACAAGGAGGAUUUCAUGAAGGAGAUGAUUGGCUGUAUUGUAAUUACUAAGUACAACAACAAGACUUACCGCAUAGAUGAUAUUGAUUGGGAUUCCAAUCCGAAUCACAAAUUCAAAUUCAGAGAUGAGGAAAUAACAUACGCACAGUAUAUGUCCAGGAAAUAUCAGAUUGAAAUCAGGGACUUGAAGCAGCCUCUUCUAGUGUCCAAGGCCAAAGCUCGUGACGUCAGAGCAGGAAUGAGUGAGAUUGUCAAUCUCAUCCCAGAGGUCUGUUACCUCACGGGGCUUACAGACAACAUGAGGGCUGACUUCCGCCUCAUGCAGGCGCUGGCGCAGUACACGCGCGUAAGCCCAUCCACACGUGUCCAGAAGCUUAUGGCCUUCAAUAAUAGGCUUCAGACCUGUGAGAGGGCAAUGGACCAGCUGAGAAAGUUCGAUAUGAGCUUGGGAAGAGGCCUCGUUGAAGUAGAAGGGAAUAAAUUGCAAGAAGAAGUUAUUCAACUUGGAAAAGAUCAAAAGGUGCCCGCGGGUCCUAGUGUUGAGUGGAAUAUGAAUCGGGCGACUCUCCUUAAGCCGAUGCCUUUGAAUUCAUGGACCUUGAUCGUGCCUAUGAAGUUUAAGGGGGCCGCGGGUCAGUUUGUAGAAACACUCUCUAGAAGUGCUAGGGGAUUGAGCUUCCCCCUUGGACCUCCUAGUGUUGUCACGCUAGACCGAGAUGCUGCAGGAGACUAUGCUCGGGCUCUCACAACAGUAAUGGCAGAGGCUCAACCACAGCUCAUCAUGUGUGCUGUCCCCAACCAGCGAGGGGAUCGUUACACUGCUAUUAAGAAGAAGUGCUGUGUUGAACGGCCUGUGCCCACUCAGGUCAUUCUUUGCAAGAACUUGAAUGAUCCCAAGAAAAGUGGUCCGGUUGCUCUGAAGGUGGCAGUCCAAAUGAAUUGCAAGAUCGGUGGAGCUCCUUGGACCUUGGACAACCCGCUAAAGGGUUGUAUGGUCAUCGGGUUUGAUGUCUGCCAUGAUACGACAAACAAAUCUAAAUCUUUUGGAGCAAUGGUGGCCUCCCUCAAUGACUCGUUUAGCAGAUACUACUCUUGCGUUACCCCGCACAGCGAUGGUAAUGAGUUGAGCAACAACUUUGCACUCAACAUAGUCAAGGCCCUGCGAAAGUUCCAGGAAGUUAAUGGGGGUAAUCUACCAACCCGAAUUCUGAUUUACCGUGAUGGAGUGGGAGAAGGUCAGAUCCCUUACGUUUAUGAAACAGAAUUAGAGAGCAUCAAGCAGAAACUUACAGGGGUGUAUGGGAGCCCUGAUUUCAAGAUGGUGUUCUUGAUAGUUACUAAGCGUAUAAACACACGAGUCUUUACGCUCAAGCCUGACAAUCCAGGAGCUGGUACAAUUGUGGACAAUGUGAUAACAGAUCCUGAGAAGUACGACUUUUUCCUUAUUCCCCAAAGUGUUAGACAAGGCACAGUGUCGCCUGUAAGCUACAAUGUGUUGUAUGACACUGUAAACCUGCCUCCCGAAAGGCUUCAGAGGAUGACGUACAAGUUUUGCCACUUGUAUUACAAUUGGAGUGGCACUGUGAGGGUACCAGCUCCUUGUCAGUACGCACACAAGUUGGCAUUUUUAGUUGGCCAGGCCAUCCACCAAGAACCUCACGCACAACUGAGUGAUCUCUUGUAUUUCUUGUAGACUGGCAGUAUGUUUGUUCUGCUUAAGUUAGAGGCGAUUAAUUGUAAUUUUGAAAUGUGACAGUAUUUGAUUGUACAAAUAAGAAAUUGUAAGUGAGGUAGCUGAUAUACCUCUUAAAUCUCAUGUUAAUUGUGUAGAUAGUUCCGUUAGUUAGAUUUAAUUUUAUUUCUUGACUGUCAUUUGCUUGAGGCAGCCUGCUAAUAAGCUUGGAAUUAUUGUUUUUCCUUUUUUUUAUUUCAUCGCUAAAUAAAGAUUUUGAAUUUGAAA
Molecule: messenger RNA, 3116 nt
Organism: Thrips palmi
Lineage: Eukaryota; Metazoa; Arthropoda; Insecta; Thysanoptera; Thripidae
Product: piwi-like protein Siwi
Exons: 16
Coding region: 165-2849 (894 amino acids)
Biological process (GO): regulatory ncRNA-mediated gene silencing
Cellular component (GO): P granule
Molecular function (GO): protein binding; piRNA binding
Source: RefSeq, a predicted model, not a curated record